Neurospora tetrasperma FGSC 2508 is the source of this 558-nucleotide messenger RNA. RefSeq lists its product as uncharacterized. The coding region runs from base 1 to 558 and encodes 185 amino acids. The record is from RefSeq and is a predicted model, not a curated record. Lineage: Eukaryota; Fungi; Ascomycota; Sordariomycetes; Sordariales; Sordariaceae. The transcript is spliced from 2 exons.
AUGGCCUCCGACUGCAUAAACGCUUUCUUAAUCGCUAUCCUCCCCAAACUGCUCUCUGCUGGGGUGUGGCUUGUUGUGUUCGCUUGGAAUUUUUUCUGGGCCCGGCCGAGUUGGCCGCUACUGCGGUGGCCACGAGAACAUGUCCCCUUCCGGGUCCAAGAACUAGGCGAGGUACUAGCUCGCUACCAACAGCAGCAGCAGCAACAGCAGCAGCAACAGCAGCAGCAGCAGCAGUCCCGGCCGCAGACACCUCGAGCUUGGCAGCCUCAAUCAAUAAGAGAUGUGGCCCCUGUCAACGCUAGCCCUGCCGCUGCUGCCCCUGCCGCCGCUGCCCCUGCCCCGAUCAACACGCCCAUCUCCAUGGACCGUCUUACAGUUGACUUUGGCAAUUUAACUUUUUCCUGCCGCGGAAGUAUCACCGGACAGGCUCCGGUUGAUAAUAAUACGCAACGAGACGACGAACUAGCACCCGCCAACGCCGCCCCUACUAACGCCGCCGCCGCCCCUACUAACGCUACCGCCGCCCGGGAGCGCCCAGAGCCCUCGUGGCGGCCUUAG